CACGUCUGUCCCCCUUCCGGUGUCGUCCGGUUACUGCGGCGGAUGUUGAUGUUUGUGUCGGAGCUCUCUGAACGAUGUGAACUGUACCGUCUCCGGUACGGGUUGAUAUUUACUGAGGUUGUCUUCGCGGUUCUCUGUGUACUCUUCUUCCCGGUGAGGUUCCCGCUGUUCGUCGGCACUGUGUCUCUCCCGGUGUCGCUCCCGGGAAGCGCGAGGCCGCGUCGUGCGAUGAUGGAGGACUUUGACGAGAUCUACGAAGAGGAGGAGGAGGAAGAGGAGGACGAGGACAGGGCCGCGGAGGAGCAGCUCCUCAAGUACGCUCCGGACCCGGUGGUGGUGCGAGGGUCCGGCCACGUCACUGUGUUUGGGCUUAGUAACAAAUUCGAGUCAGAAUUUCCUUCAGCACUUACGGGAAAGGUGGCACCAGAGGAAUUCAAAGCCAGUAUAAACCGUGUAAACAGCUGCCUGAGAAAGACGCUGCCAGUGAAUGUGCGGUGGCUCCUGUGUGGCUGCCUCUGCUGCUGUUGCACAUUGGGCUUCAGUUUGUGGCCUGUGAUCUGCCUCAGCAAGAGGACAAGAAGAUCUAUAGAGAAACUUCUGGAGUGGGAGAACAGCAGACUUUACCACAAAUUGUGUUUGCAUUGGAAACUAAGCAAAAGGAAGUGUGAAACCAACAACAUGAUGGAAUAUGUAAUCCUAAUAGAGUUCUUACCUAAGAUCCCCAUCUUCAGACCGGACUAGCCCCACUGCAGCUGAUCUUAAACCUCCACUGCUGCACCACAUUGGCUGUCAGGCUCCUGAGUAAUUACCCUUCCCAAAAUACUCCCAAUAUUUUUGUUUACAGGGUAGCAUUGAUCCCCCACCCCGUUCUCCCGCACAUACCUUCUCUACACCCUUGUUUACAAAUCCAGCAUCCCAACACCAUUGAACCAUGACCUAUCAGGCGAGCUGGCACACUGUCAAGCCAUGCGAACCGACACCAGCCUGUGGGAUGUCAGGGCAGAACCAGCCAUGGGGAGCAUUAUGGAUUUUGGAGACCAGACUCUCUAAUUGAGUUCUGUGAGCUGCAACUGGAAUUUUGACACUUGUUUGUUCCCUAUUCAAGCACAUGGCACAGUCAGACCAUGACAAAACAAAAACUGUCACACCGUUAACUUCACCUGCAAAAAAAGCAAAAAAACAAAACAAAACAAAGACACCCCAGUGCUUUUGUAACAGUUGGCUUGGUGCCCUAGGUCAUUACUAGAGGCUGUGGAGGCAACAAAACCUGGAACCUUCAUCCAAGUCGACUGUGCAGUGGGAAGACUGGUCUUAAAGGAACAUGUUGGGCCAGUGGCCAGAACAGCAGAGCUCAAUAAUGUCACUCUUCUUAUCAACUACCAGACAUCCUUAUCCCCUCGCCUCCUUUCAUAUCUCAGCACACUUCACUGUGCAUCACCCUAACCCAGUGACAAUCACACACUGACUGUACUCUCCGUAGUAUGAAUGGGUCUUAAUGCUACACAGUUUGCCUGGAACAAGUUGUUUUCAAGAUUAUGUGUGUCCAGGUGAUGGGCUGGCUGCCUAGCAACUGCUUCUGCGUCGUAGUGGAACAAGUAACCUUGACAGAAGGCCACUAGUGAUGAAGAAAAUAAAUCCUUUUUUCUGUAUAUCUUUUUUUUUUUUUUUUUUUUAAAGUAUCUCCUGUUUUGUUGACUGGUGAAAGAGAGGCAGUCUGUGAUUGCAAAACUGUGUGUGUGUCUGAGAGAGAGAAACAAGCAAAAAAGAGAAAAAUCAGACAUGAAGAGAUGCAGGGUUCUUUCUGUGACGCGUUUCUUUUUGCCAUAACCGAUCUUUGUUACUUUUGUUGUAAUUAUUUAUAAAUGCGAGAGUGCGCGUAUAAUAAUGUGCAUUUGUGAAAUAGGCCUCAGUUUGUUUGUUUGUUCUUGCAAAAAGUAUGCCAUGGUUGUUUCCUUUUUGUCUUUAUAGUCAUGUGUCAACACUAAAGCACACAGUGGCUUUGUCCUAAACACCUUCACGUGGCCACUCUUCCUUAUCUGCUGACAUUGGCUUACUUAUGAGUGUUCGAGUUAAGUUAUGAGAAGGUUCCUCUGUUUUCGAUAUAAUCUGACUCAUUGCAUUCGGAGUUCUGGAGUGACCAAGUCCUCUUUAUUAGGAUGUUAUAUAGUAACAGGGUUCUGUAUCAGAAAGCAGGAUUACUGAAGUUAGUUUGAUAACUGCAUCUACAACUGAGUAAAACCAGACUACUCCCAAAUCAGGAACUUGCACUGAUCAGUAUUUUUAUAUUAACAACGUAAAAUGACAAUGUGUAAUGUGAAUGGGGUUCUCCUCAGUUGUAUUUGUUUUAGUAUCUUUAAGCUCGUUGUUUUGAUUUUCUGGCUUGCAGCUCGACUGUUCAUUCAGAGGUAAAAGGGGAGUGGAUACAUUCAUCGGGUGGCCAGAAACACAACUCUAAAUUAAUAAUAAUGAUGCUCUGUCUAUAUGUAAAUUUGCCAACAAGUUCCCAUAUCACAUCACAUCACAUAUCAACCCUAUAAAGUAAUAACAUGUCAAUUAAUACUGGUUUAAGUAAAAAGAUGUGUUCCAGGCCCUGUGUAGAUCAAUUAUCUAGCUAACUAACAAUACUGCUUCUUGAUGAAGGCUUAAGACAAUUUUUUAAACUGUUGACAUGUUAUAUAAAAGCACAUGUCAGUUUAAUGAAACAUACAACCAUUUCCUGGCAUUAGUAGAGAAGGCAGAACAGAAAAAGAUGGCCCUUUUGAAUAUGGUAUAGAUAUAGUUUUUCCCUCUCAGAACACCUCUUGAUUUGUGGGGGAAAAAAAACAUACUAAGAUUGAACAAAGCUACUUAGAUUUAGGUCACACAGCUCUGGUGAUUGUAUGAGUCACACUCAGGGGAUUAUACUAGAUAAACAACAAAAUGUAGCAUUGGAAAAUUCACUGUCAGAUAUAUUCCAGAGUCACACCAGGGGCUCAAGCAUACCAUACAGAUGACUUGAAUAAUUGUAAAAUUAUGCUUUCGGAGUUUGUUUUGAAAUUGAAAAAAUGCCCCCUUAGAAAAAGACAACUAACCUUUCUGUGGUCUUCCUGUUUAGAAAGUAAAGGAAGCACAUAUUCCACAGACCCACAAAGAUUUGUGUUGGUUUAUAUGUACAAAAACAACAACAACAACAACAACAGCUUAUUCACUUGAUUACCACUGGGUUGCCUAUUGGUUCAUCAGUCGCUUUUCUAUAUUUUUGAUUGUGGUCUGUUCUAUGUAAAUCAAGGCAUAAGGCCAUAUGCAGAUAUUUGUGGUGUGUGUGCGCGUAUGCGUGUAUGUACACGGUGUGUGCAGAUGCAAAUGUUCUUCGUAGAUCUCAGACUGUGAUUGAACCCUGCACAGAAAAUGAGUCCUUUUUAUAUAAUCUGGAGUGUUUUGUGUGUUUGUGUGUAUGAGGGAGAGAAAGAUAUAUGUACAUAUGACUCAUGAGCAGGUGUAUGUACAGUAAUAAACUACCAAUAAACAAGGCUAUGGGCAUCCUCCAUGUAA
Dicentrarchus labrax (European seabass) is the source of this 3531-nucleotide messenger RNA. RefSeq names its product cysteine-rich hydrophobic domain-containing protein 2. The record is from RefSeq and is a predicted model, not a curated record. The transcript is spliced from 6 exons. The coding region runs from base 43 to 741 and encodes 232 amino acids. NCBI's taxonomy places the organism in Eukaryota, Metazoa, Chordata, Actinopteri, Moronidae.